GGCUGAGGCAGAGACCCACGUUAACUCCAAGAGCCUGGCGCUGCGUGUGGAGAAGAAGAUCGCCAGCAAGAUGUCCACCAAGCGCGUGGCCAACAUGUUCAUCGACGACACCAUGGGCGGGGUGCUGGACAGCCUGUCGGGGCUGCUCCGCCAGUACACGGGCAACAAGAAGGACGCCGACAAGAUCAUCAAGAACAUCAUCAAGGUGACCAUCAAGAUUGGCAUCCUGCACCGCAACGAGCAGUUCAACCAAGAGGAGCUGGCCCUCGCCGAGAGCUUCCGCAAGAAGUUCCGCACAUUGAUCAUGACCUUCGUCAGCUUCUAUGAGGUGGACUUCAGCUACGACCGGCCCUACCUGACGGAGCUCCUGGACACCUGUGCCCUGAUGCUGACCCGUUUAGUCGAGCGCCACCUGCGGGACAAGUCGAUUGGCCGCAUCGACCACGUCUUCAAGUUUUUCUCGAACAGUGCCUUCAUGGAGACAGUCUUUACCCCGGACACGCCCCUAAAAGGCCACCUGGACAAAAUCAUAGUGGGGCUCAAUAAACUAUUAGAGGCCGGCCACAUCUGACUUUUUUUUAUUAUUUUUUUAUCUGGAAAGGGAACUUGUCUGCCUGUUCCCACUCUUUUUGUUGUACACAACAGACGUACAAUGUACGUGAACAUGCGCAUACAUGGGACUGAAAUUGACAACUCUCCACCGAGGCUCUGCAAAUUUAAUUUCGCGGUGUAAAUGAUUUUAGCGUGAUUACAACAACUCCAACUUUUAAAUGCUUUGAUUUUGUGAAGUGUUUUUUGGGGGGUUCGUGUGUAUUUGUACAUAUCUGUCAUUUGGGCACAUGAGGAUUUCAGUGCAAUGUCAUUACUCCUCAUUUGCCAUGGUCCUCGUUGCACGUGCAGUUCUGACAGUGGUAGCCACAAAAUUGCCUCCGAUUGUGCACAGGUAAGCGUUACAACAAUCACGAAAUGUAUCCACACACAAUCAUAGUUUUUAUACAAAA
Molecule: messenger RNA, 1001 nt
Organism: Patiria miniata (bat star)
Lineage: Eukaryota; Metazoa; Echinodermata; Asteroidea; Valvatida; Asterinidae
Product: tumor necrosis factor alpha-induced protein 8-like protein 1
Exons: 1
Coding region: 71-571 (166 amino acids)
Biological process (GO): regulation of apoptotic process
Cellular component (GO): cytoplasm
Source: RefSeq, a predicted model, not a curated record